Molecule: messenger RNA, 4171 nt
Organism: Sus scrofa (pig)
Lineage: Eukaryota; Metazoa; Chordata; Mammalia; Artiodactyla; Suidae
Gene: CDH12
Product: cadherin 12
Biological process (GO): multicellular organism development; adherens junction organization; cell-cell junction assembly
Cellular component (GO): plasma membrane; adherens junction; catenin complex
Molecular function (GO): cadherin binding; beta-catenin binding; calcium ion binding
Source: RefSeq, a predicted model, not a curated record
CUCACUUGGAAAAACAGAAAUGCUGAACACAUCACACAGGACCAUUGUGAUAGGACAUUUGUCAGUUUUCUCCCUGGCAGGGAGAUUUUUCUCACCCUCAAGACAUGCAAAUGACUUUUUUCAUCUGUUCUUUUUAUGUUAUUGGAAUAAUUUUCCCCUAUAGAAGUGAGAGCUGUCAAAACUUAAUCAUUUGGGGGUUUAGCACUUAGUUCCAAAAUCUUUUUGACAGAAUUAAAUCUCUCUGAGGAAGUGGUAACUUUUGAUAUCAGAAACGUUGAAUUGCUUCUCAGGUGGUCAGUGGAUGGCAAUCAGCAGGUUGUUAAAGGCACAGCAUAUAUUUAAUAGGUCAUUUGACAUUUUGGAGCCUCUUACCCUUGUUUUUGUUUGAGAAAAAUCAGCAUUUCAACAAUAGUAGAAGAGAUGAUUUAGUUAGGUGUAAUGAUGCAUUCUCCUAUACUAUAGGAGUAAUAGCUAUUCAGGUUAAGAGUAUAAUGCAAACAUUUUUGCAAGUGGGAUGCUAAUUAAAAAGGCUAUUUGAAAAACUACAUAAGCAGCGCUUCUCCGUGUCUUGGUUUGAGUGCUUGUGUCUGUAAGAAACUGCCAAACAUGCUUAUUUUGUAUGAAUACUUCCUUUUUUUUAAUCACUCAGAGUUGCACUCUAGAGGGCUGUGAUAAACCUUUAAAAACAUUUUACUUAGACAAAGGUUGAAGUAUGUACCAGGCUUGGGGCGAGGACAGGCACAGCUAUCUCUUUGAUCACAUCUCUUUGAACAUUUUUCAGCUUUAGUUUUGUCUUCCAAAUCAGCUCCAUCAGUGGAUUAAUUGUUUCACUGUUCCUGCUGUUUCACACGAAGUCACCUGGCAGAACCGCAGGAGAAAGCACCCGUUUGUUUAAGCCCUUUGUGGCUUGCCGCUGUGGCUCAUCCCCUUUGCAAAUUACAGUCAGAGUGGUAGUUCAUCCAUUAGGCUGGAAAAGACAAGAUUUCCAAGUGGCCCUGGUGCCUUUUCCAGUUCCCAGGAGGCCCACCACCCCUCGGCUUGUGUGUUCCCUGCACACACGGAGUGUUCCCUGCUAAUCAGGUCAAUGAUGAUCGCCCAGCUCCAGGGACCUGACAGGAGCCUAUCACAGCAGUUAGGGAGCCACCAAACGCAGCAGGCUCAGAGGAUCUCCCGUUAAGAAACAUCCGUCGCUUAGUCCUCAUUUACUCACUGGAACCUCUGAGGAUUUCAGCUUCUCUUUUUGUUCUCUUAGACAGUGAGGGGCUCCACGUAAACAGGAAAAAAAGCAGCCCAGCAUGCAGCUACUUGGAGGGUGUUGAUUGAAAACUUCACUCUUCCCUCCCUGUUCACGGUUGAUUUGACUGAUUUCUCACCUCCUUCACAGUGAAUAUUUCAAUUAAGGUCCCUUUAGAUGGAAUGUAAUAUAGCAGAAGCCUUUUCAUCGAAAGGAUUCAUACCCGCAUUGUCAUUUCUGCAAUAAAACAGAAAGCUAAGUGGUGGAGGCCACAGACACCUCAAACCUGGAUUCCACAAUUCUACAUUAAGUGCUGGAGUUUUUAUUACUCUGCUGUAGGAAAGCCUUUGCCAAUGCUUACAAGGAACUGUUUAUCCCUGCUUCUCUGGGUCCUGUUUGAUGGAGGUCUCCUAACACCACUUCAACCUCAGCCACAACAGACUUUAGCCACAGAACCAAGAGAGAAUGUUAUCCAUCUGCCAGGGCGGCGGCCACAUUUCCAACGAGUUAAACGUGGCUGGGUAUGGAAUCAGUUUUUUGUGCUGGAGGAAUACAUGGGCUCCGAGCCUCAGUAUGUGGGAAAGCUCCAUUCUGACUUAGAUAAGGGAGAGGGCACUGUUAAAUACACCCUCUCAGGAGAUGGCGCUGGCACCGUUUUUACAAUUGAUGAAACUACAGGGGACAUUCAUGCAAUAAGGAGCCUGGAUAGAGAAGAAAAACCUUUCUACACACUUCGCGCUCAGGCUGUGGACAUAGAAACCAGGAAGCCCCUGGAGCCUGAAUCAGAAUUUAUCAUCAAAGUGCAGGAUAUUAACGAUAAUGAGCCAAAGUUUUUGGAUGGACCUUACAUCGCUAGUGUUCCAGAAAUGUCUCCUGUGGGUGCAUAUGUACUCCAGGUCAAGGCCACAGAUGCAGAUGAUCCAACCUAUGGAAACAGUGCCAGAGUGGUUUACAGCAUUCUUCAGGGACAACCUUAUUUCUCUAUUGAUCCCAAGACAGGUGUUAUUAGGACCGCUUUGCCAAACAUGGACAGGGAAGUCAAAGAACAAUACCAAGUCCUCAUCCAAGCCAAGGAUAUGGGCGGACAACUGGGAGGGUUGGCCGGAACGACAAUAGUCAAUAUCACCCUCACGGAUGUCAAUGACAACCCACCUCGAUUCCCCAAAAGCAUCUUCCAUCUGAAAGUUCCUGAGUCUUCUCCUAUUGGUUCAGCUAUUGGAAGAAUAAGAGCUGUGGACCCUGAUUUUGGACAAAAUGCAGAGAUUGAAUACAAUAUUGUUCCAGGAGAUGGGGGAAAUUUGUUUGACAUCGUCACAGAUGAGGAUACACAAGAAGGAGUCAUCAAAUUAAAAAAGCCAUUAGAUUUUGAAACAAAGAAGGCUUACACUUUUAAAGUAGAGGCGUCCAACCUCCACCUUGACCACCGGUUUCACUCCGCCGGCCCUUUCAAAGACACAGCCACAGUGAAAAUCAGCGUGCUGGACGUGGACGAGCCGCCGGUCUUCAGCAAGCCGCUGUACACCAUGGAGGUGUAUGAGGACACUCCAGUUGGGACCAUCAUUGGGGCCGUCACUGCCCAAGACCUCGAUGUGGGCAGCAGUGCCGUUAGGUACUUCAUAGAUUGGAAGAGUGAUGGGGACAGCUACUUUACAAUAGAUGGAACUGAAGGAACCAUCGCCACUAAUGAAUUACUAGACAGAGAAAGCACCGCACAGUAUAAUUUCUCCAUAAUUGCGAGUAAAGUUAGUAAUCCGUUAUUAACCAGCAGAGUCAACAUACUGAUUAAUGUCCUAGAUGUCAAUGAAUUUCCCCCAGAAAUAUCUGUGCCAUAUGAGACGGCUGUGUGUGAAAAUGCCAAACCAGGACAGAUAAUUCAGAUAGUCAGCGCUGCAGACCGUGAUCUUUCUCCUGCUGGGCAGCAAUUCUCCUUUAAAUUAUCACCUGAAGCUGCCAUCAAACCAAAUUUUACAGUUCGUGACUUCAGAAACAACACAGCUGGAAUUGAAACACAAAGAAAUGGAUACAGCCGCAGGCAGCAAGAGUUGUAUUUCCUCCCUGUUGUCAUAGAAGACAGCAGUUAUCCUGUCCAGAGCAGUACAAACACAAUGACUAUUCGAGUGUGUAGAUGUGACUCUGAUGGUACCAUCCUGUCUUGUAACGUGGAAGCAAUUUUUCUACCUGUAGGACUCAGCACUGGGGCUUUGAUUGCAAUCCUACUGUGCAUCAUUAUACUCUUAGCCAUUGUUGUGCUGUAUGUUGCUUUACGAAGGCAGAAGAAGAAAGACACCCUGAUGACGUCUAAAGAAGACAUCAGAGACAACGUCAUCCAUUAUGAUGAUGAAGGGGGCGGGGAGGAGGACACCCAGGCUUUUGACAUUGGUGCUCUGAGAAACCCAAAAGUGAUUGAAGAUAACAAAAUCCGCAGGGAUAUAAAACCAGACUCUCUCUGUUUACCUCGUCAGAGACCACCUGUGGAAGAUAACACAGACAUAAGGGAUUUCAUUAAUCAAAGGCUACAAGAAAAUGAUAUGGACCCUGCCGCCCCACCGUAUGAUUCUCUGGCGACAUAUGCCUAUGAAGGCAAUGGAUCCGCAGCGGACUCCCUUAGCUCCAUAGAGUCUCUGACCACGGAAGCUGACCAGGACUACAACUAUCUGACAGACUGGGGACCCCGCUUUAAAGUCUUGGCAGACAUGUUUGGUGAAGAAGAGAGUUAUAACCCUGAUAAAGUCACUUAGGGGAGAAGCAAAAGCUGAAAAGCAACCAAGAGAAGAAAUUUAAGAAAAAGAACAAAAAUAGAAACCACACACGCACAUACACCCCAGGCUUUAUAGGACAAGAUUCCUUUGAUUAUCCAGUUUCUAGCAAGUUGCUAUAUUUAUCAUAUUGUCAGUUAUGAUUUAUUCUGCCAACACAAGAUAAACCCUAUAAUGUGUA